This is a messenger RNA of Brassica napus (rape), 3768 nucleotides long. RefSeq names its product mechanosensitive ion channel protein 9-like. The transcript is spliced from 6 exons. The record is from RefSeq and is a predicted model, not a curated record. The coding region runs from base 1333 to 3555 and encodes 740 amino acids. Gene Ontology annotation, biological process: transmembrane transport; detection of mechanical stimulus; monoatomic anion transport. NCBI's taxonomy places the organism in Eukaryota, Viridiplantae, Streptophyta, Magnoliopsida, Brassicales, Brassicaceae. Gene Ontology annotation, molecular function: mechanosensitive monoatomic ion channel activity. Gene Ontology annotation, cellular component: plasma membrane.
UGCUCUGAAUUUAUGAAAUUUAAAAAAUUUACAGAUUGAAUGAUUUUUUUUUUUGAAUGCGUUAAACUAUAUUCAGUCGAAACUCAAAAGAAUGUGUUACAUUGGGUGCUUUUUUUUUUUUUUUUUUUUUAAGUGUUUGAAUGUGAAUAAAGAAUAACCUAAUGAAAGACUAUCCUAACCACUUAUUCUUGAUCCAAACCAGGGCAUAAGCUCUGUCUCCUUGUAAACGGAUAGUAGAUAAUCUGUUCCUUAUUGUUUAUCAUGAUGUUUCUACAGUUACGGGUUGAAUUAUUACUACACGUAUUUUUUUCUUAAUCAAUAUGAAAAAUGGAUGGUACUCUACAUAUUAGUCACUUGAAUUUUGGAAAUCGAUGCUAUGUCCAAGACCCGACCAUGCAGUCACAUGAAUAGUCCUGAACAUAGCGAAAUGAAACAUUGGUCUAUGGCCACCAAAUAUUUUUAAAAAGUUUACAUUGAAAAAAGUCUCCAUAUUUAUUAAAAUAUAUAUAUUUUUGUUAAAACUUUACUAAAAUAUUUAUGGCUUCCAACAUUUCCGGGACCCCUCCAUGUCGAUAAUCAUACGUCGGUCGGUGUAUAUGACAUAAAGAAGUCUUCUUUGGUUGGUUGAAGGAGGCUUUUGAAAAGGAAAGACCAUUUAUCAUAGUGUAACUAUUAUCAUCCUAUCUCGUUUUUGGAUCUCUCAACCAAUUUGUGAUCGAUCCAUUUUUGUCAGAAUGGCCUUAUCAAAGAAUUCUUGUAGUGUAUGUGUAUUCACAACCUUUUUUCUCCUUUCAUUAUUCACCAAACUGUGUAGCUUUUCUAUCCAUGUUUUUCUUCUUUUAAACGUAGAGCGCAUCAUUUUAAUAAAAUGAGAAUGAUCUGUAAUAUUCGUUUCAUCAUGUAAAUUUGGUACGAUGGAGAUACGGCAACCGCUAUUUUUAGAAAAUACUGAUUUUAAUACUACAUAAAAACAAAAUAUAGGAAACAAAUUAUAUAGACCAUCGCUGGACAUAAGAAAAAUGUGUAAAUAUAUUAAGAUUAAGACAAAAUUAAUUCAAUGAUGUUACGUUUCUAAUUAUUAACUUCUGGUCGGAUGCAUAUUAUGGGACUCGUCUCUGAAACGUGAAAACCAACGCGGUUCUUUCUGUUUUAUUAGUGCCGAUUUGUCUUGUUCUGGACCAAACUUGAACUCGUUUCGUUUAUAAAAUGCACGUAAACUAGAGUUCAUACGUUGUAAUACAGGGACUAAAGUUUCAAGAUCACUCCUUGCUUCAGCUCUCUAGCUAGUGUCCUUGAACUGGUCUAGCUUUUGGCCUCUUUCUAGAGCCAUUCAUGGCAGAGAGGAGAACAAGCAACGGAGGAGACGUUGUUAUCAAUGUUCCAGAGAAAGAAGGAUUUAAAGAUUCAGCACCAUCACCUUCUUCACAUGUACCGGCUUCACCAAACUCAGACACGGUGACAACCAAACUAGAGCCGUUAACCAUUCUCCUUCCUGAAAUAAACAAGUUCUCUGGUAGCGUCCAUAAGCCGCCUAAGAUUCCAAGUCCUGUGACUGAAGGUCUCACUCGGAGGAGAUCUCUUUCGAGGUCAGUUUACUCCAAGUCCAACUCAAGGUUUGGUCAACAACAAUCUUACCGUUUUGACAAGACUAUAGUCGAGGAAAAUUGUGGAACCCCUGCGGAACCGUUUGGUUCUGCUUCAUUUUCAAAGCCUUCUCUUCACAAGGCUUCCCCUAGUAACAAAUCGAAUAAAAGCACUAGCUCAGUAGCACUGAGUAAGGUUGAUGAGGACGAAACUGAUGAACAUGAAGAAAUCUACAAAAGGGUUAAACUACACCAAGUGAAGCGUAGAGGAAUAAGACCUCUAGCUCUUCUUGAGCUGCUAGUUUUUGUGGCUAUUCUCGCCACUUUGGUUGUGUGUUUAACCAAUGGUUCGGUGAAGAAGCAUCGCAUUUGGGGUUUGGAAGUUUGGAAAUGGUGCGUUCUUGUGAUGGUGACGAUAAGCGGCAUGUUCGUGACAAACUGGUUCAUGCAUUUCGCGGUGUUCAUCAUAGAAAGGAACUAUCUCCUACGUAAAAAGGUCUUGUACUUUGUCCAUAGUUUGAAGAAGAACGUUCAAGUCUUCAUCUGGUUCGGUCUGAUCCUGGUUGCUUGGGUGUUUUUAUUCGAGGAUGACGAUAAACGCUCUCGCAAGGCCAAGAAGUUUCUCGACGCUAUAACUUGGACUCUAGUCUCUCUUCUCGUAGGGUCAGCCAUAUUCUUGGUGAAGACGUAUGCCUUAAAAGUUCUUGCUUCAAAGUUCAACGUAAGAAACUUCUUUGAGAGAAUUCAAGAAUCUGUCUUCCACCAAUACGUUCUCCAGACUCUCUCGGGACCUCCGCUUAUAGAAGAGGCAGAGAGAGUUGGACGUGAGCCAAGCACAGGACACCUUAGCUUCACGAGCACCAAUGGAACGGUGGAAGAGAAGAAGGUGCUAGAUAUGGGUAAAGUUCACAAGAUGAAACAAGAGAAGGUCUCGGCUUGGACAAUGAGAGUUUUGAUUGAAGCCGUGGGAGCUUCAGGUCUCUCAACCAUAUCUCAUACUUUAGAUGAGUCUAGCAAUCGGAAAAAGAGAUCUGAUAAGGAGAUUACUAAUGAGAUGGAGGCUGUGGCUGUAGCUUAUGAUAUUUUCAACAAUGUUGCGCAGCCAAACUCGAGUUACAUAGAGGAAGAUGACUUGCUGAGAUUCAUGAUUAAGGAAGAGGUAGACCUUGUACUCCCAUUGAUAGAAUGUUCCGAGACUGGAAAAAUCACACGUAAAGCUUUCACAGAGUGGGUGAUUAAAGUUUACACAAGUCGAAAAGCGUUAGGACACUCACUGAACGACACAAAAACAGCGGUUAAGCAAGUGGACAAGAUUUUAACUGGAGUCUUGUCCGUUAUCGCAUUCAUCAUUUGGUUGAUACUUAUGGAUAUAGCAACAACCAAGUUCUUGGUCGUCUUCUCCUCACAAUUCGUGGGUCUUGCUUUCAUGAUUGGAAGUACUUGCAAAAAUAUCUUCGAAUCCUUUGUGUUUGUCUUCGUCAUGCACCCUUAUGAUGUCGGUGAUCGUUGCAUUAUCGACGGCGUUGUAUUGUUGGUCGAAGAGAUAGAUCUUUUAACUACCGUGUUCCUCAAGAUUGACAACGAGAAGGUGUUCUAUCCAAACGCAACUUUGAUAUCGAAACCAAUAAGCAAUUUUUACAGAAGUCCAGAUAUGGGAGAUUCAAUACUAUUCUCCAUCGCAUUCUCAACGCCGGCCGCUAAAAUUGCCACUCUCAAGGAAACUAUAUCAGAAUAUUUGGUGCAGAAUCCACAAAAUUGGUAUCCAAAUUUCCUUUUCUUGGUGGAUGCGAUUGAGAACGUGAACAAGCUGAACUUGAAUCUGAUCGUCACACACACCAUCAACUUCCAACACUUCAUAGAGAAGAGGCUCAGGAGAACUGAGCUGGUCAUCGCGGUUAAAAGAAUCCUGGAGGAGCUUGAGAUCGAGUACACCUUACUUCCUCAAGAUGUUCAUCUCAUUGGUCACAAAUGAUCAUUUCCUUUUUUUUCCCUUUUGCAUGCAUUAAUUCCACUUGUACUUGUUAUUACCGCCUGAUUUGCUUCGGUUUAAUUGUACUCAAGAAACUCGGUUUACGUUUUCAGUAUGGAUUUGUUAAUGGAUUUAAACCAUUAAGCACUAUAUAUUAAGUGAAAUAAUCUGAUUUCUAGAUUUGGUGUGGACAAUUUCUAAUAAUAAAGCGAAUAU